AUGUUGGACCAAGUCCUCAUUGAGUUUGAUCUUGGGGAGGCUGCAGCCGUGUUGUUGACGAACAACAUCUCAGGCCGAGCCUUUCUUGAGGUGUUAAGUGGAAAAGAAGAUCUUGAAGCGCUUGGAAUUACAGACCAACUCACACUGCGGCGUCUCAUGAAUUUGCAGGAUGAGUGGAAAAGCGGCAAUGGCAAGGUGUUGCUAAACGCCCACGAAUUUGGGAGCAGCUUGAUGGAAGCAAUCGACGAAGUGAUUGACGGCAUUCGUAAGUUGGAGAACAAGUACUGCAAGCGAUCAUCAGUGCAGCUGCGUGAAGAGGGUGAGGCUCUCCGGGAGUGUUUGGAGGCCGGUGACUUUGGAGCCACCAGCCGAACAUUGCUCAAGCUUCGUGUGGCAUCCGGGGCGCUGGCGCCAGUGCGCUUCUUGGCUAGCUUGCACCGGCGUCGCUUCGCGGAGGUCAUCAAACGACACCCAGGGCCAUGGCCUGGCAGCCUUGAUGCGGUGGUGCAGAUCCGGGAGCUAGCCUUGGCCACGGCUGCUGGUGCAGGGGCUGCAAGUGUAGCACCUCUGGCAGCUGCCUCCCGUGCGCUGCGUGGUGGUGUGGGUAGCAUGCUCUCAGAGUUUCCAGCCCUCUUCCCUUCGCAGGUGUACGCCAUUGGCGGGGCCGAUUCUAGCGCUGAGACUCUAAGCUCUGUGGAGAAAUUCGACUCCAAGAGCUGCGUCUGGGAGACGGUGUCCCCCAUGGCUGAAUCCAGGGAGAGCUGUGCUGCAGUGGCAGCCAACAGCAUGAUCUAUGUGUUGGGCGGUGUCAAUGGAGAGGCUCAAUGCCUCAGCAGCGUGGAAUGCUUCUCGCCCCAGACAGGGAUGUCGG
Molecule: messenger RNA, 871 nt
Organism: Cladocopium goreaui
Lineage: Eukaryota; Dinophyceae; Suessiales; Symbiodiniaceae
Source: the annotation of a GenBank genome assembly